Molecule: messenger RNA, 787 nt
Organism: Terrapene triunguis (Three-toed box turtle)
Lineage: Eukaryota; Metazoa; Chordata; Testudines; Emydidae
Product: calcium load-activated calcium channel
Exons: 7
Coding region: 41-772 (243 amino acids)
Biological process (GO): endoplasmic reticulum calcium ion homeostasis
Cellular component (GO): endoplasmic reticulum membrane; endoplasmic reticulum; cytoplasm
Molecular function (GO): calcium channel activity
Source: RefSeq, a predicted model, not a curated record
UCGUGUGUGCGCGGGAGUCUCUUCCGGGUUUGCGGGCACCAUGAGCACUAUGUUCGCCGAUACUGUCCUCAUCGUCUUCAUCUCGGUGUGCACGGCGCUGCUGGCCGAGGGUAUAACAUGGGUGCUGGUUUACAGAACAGAGAAAUACAAGAGACUGAAAGCUGAAGUGGAAAAACAAAGCAAAAAAUUGGAAAAGAAGAAGGAAACGAUAACUGAAUCAGCAGGCCGACAGCAAAAAAAGAAAAUAGAGAGGCAAGAGGAGAAGCUGAAGAACAACAACAGGGACCUGUCGAUGGUUCGAAUGAAGUCCAUGUUUGCAAUUGGCUUUUGCUUUACUGCCCUCAUGGGCAUGUUCAACUCCAUAUUUGACGGCCGAGUGGUGGCAAAACUUCCUUUUAUCCCCCUCUCCUAUAUCCAGGGCCUGUCCCAUCGCAACCUGCUCGGGGAGGAUUACACUGACUGCUCCUUCAUCUUCCUCUACAUUCUCUGCACCAUGUCUAUCCGACAGAUCUCUGUUGCUUUUUCCUCUGGAGGUGCCAAGGGACUUAGAAACCCUUACAGCAGGUCAGCAGAGGAAAUGACUCUUGUGCCAACUUCUAACAGAGGGGUCAGGAUGGGCUUGGUGAAGUGGCUCAAUAAUAGAAUGAAAGCUCCUUUACCCCAGAAUAAGUGCAUGGAUCAAACAGAUUCUCUCCCUCCUUCUACAGCAGGAUCCUUCAUUAAAUCAGAUCUGUGUCCAGUCUUGUGUAAAGGAACAAGGCAAACAAAUUAGCAAAAGCCAUCAAGU